CUCUGAGGAGCCCGGAGGGAGCCGGCGACGAGGGGGGACCAUGUACCGGGACCCGGAGGCGGCCAGCCCAGGGGCACCCACCCGUGAUGUCCUCCUGGUCUCUGCCAUCAUCACCGUCAGCCUUAGCGUCACUGUCGUCCUCUGCGGCCUCUGCCACUGGUGUCAGCGUAAACUGGGCAAACGCUACAAGAACUCCUUGGAGACAGUGGGCACGCCAGACUCAGGGCGUGGGCGCAGUGAGAAGAAGGCCAUCAACGACCUAGACAGAGACUUUUGGAAUAACAAUGAGAGCACAGUGCAGCAGAAAUGGAGCUCCUACCCUCCCAAGGAGUUUAUUCUAAACAUUUCACCCUACGCCCCUUAUGGCGACCCACGACUGUCCCUCAAUGGCACCCUCCUGUCGGGCGCCAAAGUGGCCGCCGCGGCGGGGCUGGCGGUGGAGCGGGAAGGCCGGCUGGGGGAGAAGCCGGCACCGGUGCCACCACCCGGAGAGGACGCCUUGAGAAGCGGAGGGGCUGCCCCCAGCGAGCCGGGCGGCGGUGGCAAGGCGGGGAGAGGCCGCUGGCGGACAGUGCAGAGCCACCUGGCCGCAGGGAAGCUCAACUUGUCCAAUUUCGAGGACUCCACCCUGUCCACGGCCACUACCCUUGAGUCUAUCCCCAGCUCCGCGGGAGAGCCGAAAUGCCAGCGACCCCGCACUCUGAUGCGGCAGCAGAGUCUGCAGCAGCCGCUGAGCCAACACCAGCGGGGCCGGCCGCCCAGCCAGCCCACCACCAGCCAGAGCCUGGGCCAGCUGCAAACCCACGCAGCCUCGGCACCGGGCACCAAUCCCCGGACCUAUGGCCGGGGCCAGGCUCGGCAGGGCACCUCGGCCGGCUCCAAGUACCGGGCAGCCGGGGGCCACAGUCGCUCCAACCCGGGCAGCUGGGACCACGUGGUGGGGCAGAUUCGAAACCGAGGCUUGGACAUGAAAUCCUUCCUGGAAGGCCGGAUGGUGGUGCUAUCCUUGGUCUUAGGGCUUUCGGAGCAGGAUGACUUUGCCAAUAUCCCUGAUCUACAAAACCCAGGAACUCAGCAGAACCAGAACGCUCAGGGGGACAAGAGGUUACCUGCAGGAGGGAAGGCAGUGAACACGGCCCCUGUACCGGGCCAGACACCCCACGAUGAGUCAGACCGCAGGACUGAGCCCCGCUCAUCUGUCUCGGACCUCGUCAACUCCCUCACCAGCGAGAUGCUUAUGCUCUCCCCAGGCUCGGAGGAGGACGAGGCCCACGAGGGCUGCAGCCGUGAGAACCUGGGCCGGAUCCAGUUCAGCGUCGGCUACAACUUCCAAGAGUCGACGCUCACCGUGAAGAUCAUGAAGGCCCAGGAGCUGCCGGCCAAGGACUUCAGCGGCACCAGCGACCCCUUUGUCAAGAUCUACCUGCUGCCCGACAAGAAGCACAAGCUGGAGACCAAGGUGAAGCGCAAGAACCUGAACCCCCACUGGAACGAGACCUUCCUCUUCGAAGGUUUUCCCUACGAGAAGGUGGUGCAGAGGGUCCUCUACCUCCAGGUCCUGGACUACGACCGUUUCAGCCGCAAUGACCCCAUCGGGGAAGUGUCCAUCCCCCUCAAUAAGGUGGACCUGACCCAGAUGCAGACCUUCUGGAAGGAUCUGAAGCCAUGCAGCGAUGGGAGUGGGAGCCGAGGGGAGCUGCUCUUGUCUCUCUGCUACAACCCCUCUGCCAACUCCAUCAUCGUGAAUAUCAUCAAAGCCCGGAACCUCAAAGCCAUGGACAUCGGAGGCACAUCAGAUCCCUACGUGAAGGUGUGGCUGAUGUACAAGGACAAACGGGUAGAGAAGAAGAAGACGGUGACGAUGAAGAGAAAUCUGAACCCCAUCUUCAACGAGUCCUUCGCCUUUGACAUUCCCACGGAGAAGCUGAGGGAGACCACCAUCAUCAUCACUGUGAUGGACAAGGACAAGCUCAGCCGCAACGACGUCAUAGGCAAGAUCUACCUGUCCUGGAAGAGCGGGCCCGGUGAGGUGAAGCACUGGAAGGAUAUGAUCGCCCGUCCCCGGCAGCCUGUGGCUCAGUGGCACCAGCUAAAGGCCUGAGUAGGGCCAGGAGAGGCCCAGGGGGCAGAGGCCCAGGUCCCUGUCAUGCCCUCACCACUUUAUGCACAACACCCGGCCUGGCCACCCUGCCGUGGGUGAGGGGAGGACCCUGAGGGCUCAGCCAGGGAGGGGGGUCCCAGGACUCGAUUGGGCCCCAUGUCUAGGAAGCAUCAGCCCCACCCCCACCAGUCCAGCUCGGGGGCGGGGCUCUGGGAGCCAUUUUCCUGCUUUGCCCCUUUCCUUCCUGACUCGCUGACACUAAAGAAGUGGGGGAGAACUCGAGAGCCAGACGGGCAGAUCCCUCCAGAGGCCCGCCAGGUGGGCAAGGUCCCCCGUUUUCUUUAAGGCAGUGCCUGGAGUGGAGAGCAGCCACCCCUCCCCACAACCCCCUAGUGUGGGUCCAAGGAGAGGGGGGCCUGAGGCGUUUGGCCCCAGCCAGGCUGAUCAGGCCCAUCACCAGGGCAGUUUCAGGCGCCGGCUGGGCCCUGAAUGCCGAGGAUAGUAUAUUGGCCGCUCCAGGAUCCUGGAGCUAUGGCCCUGUGUACUUGUGUUGUGUCCACUGUGUGUGUGUGUGUGUGUGUGCGUGUGCGUGUGAGGAGGGCACUCACUCCCCGUCCCCCCUGGGGCCAGCAGGCUUUGUAGAAAAGCAGGAAUUCAUGAAGGCCCGGUAGGGCUCAAGGCGGGGAGAGGUUGAGGCCACAGAGCAGAGUAGAGCUCAGGGCUCUCCAGGAGCAAUGUCAUCUCUUGGACCUGAGUUCACAUUUUGUAGGAACCUACUGUGUGCAUAAUAUUCCACAGGACGGGCCUGCCCUUUUCCUUCUCAGGCAUCCUACACCUCGCUCUCCUAACACCCUUACCCAUAGACACUCCCCCCCACCAAAAAAAACCUUCCAUAUCUCAUUCCAGUCAACUUGGCAAUAUGUUCCAGCCUUCUUAACUUUUCUUAUCUGUCCCUACCCAGCAGACCCUACCCCUCUGUCCCCUGCUGGAGACCUCCCCUUCCUUCCUUCCACAGUCCCUGACAAACACCCACCCCACCGCACCCCCAUCUCCUGAGCUGCUCCAGGCUCUUUGCACUUUGCUAACCCCUCCCAGGAACGCCAGGUUGGUUGGUUUUUUUUAUACCCCUCCCUCCCACCGUGCAGGCAGAAGCAGCAGGGGACUGGUCCAGGAUUCUGGGGUCGCUCCCACACAACGCAGCUGUGUUUCCUCCUCCCAGCUACCACUGAGACUAGAACUGGCUUCCCUUUGAACAGAGCAGAUUCUAGAGUGACCGACCCCUGCUUAAGCCCUGUCAUCUUUAAAACCACCCAGACUCAAAAUGCCGAUGCUCCAAGCUUGGGCCAGACAUUCCCACAAUGCACCACCAGGUGGUGAUAGAUCGCCACCAUCUGUGUGUUUCUAGACCACAGUUUUCUACCCUGGGUGGGUCUGACACCCCAAAGGAAAAUAAGGAGAGUCUCAGGACUGGGCCCUCACAUCCAAAGCACAGCGAGACCAUGGACUUUUGGAAGCUGUUUUCCUUCAGUAGGCUUGCCCUUGAGCUAGCCUUCUACUCUCUGCAGUAGACGGGCUGCCUUUCAUCCAUACCAAAAUGUUCUUAAACUGACUUUAACCAACGCCCCCCUCGCCCCCAUUCCCCUCCCAACCCUUGGGAUCUGGAGGAAUAUCAUAUGUAGUAGGUGAAUUGUUUUGUAGAGCGAAGAAUGCCAAUGUAAAGCCAAUAGUCACUCACAUUCUUUGUAAAUCCAAAUGUUUCUAUAGUGUAGCUUGUUUUAAAUGGGGAGCUGCCCCUCAGUGGGGUCUCGGGAGGCUGUGUAGAAGUAGG
Molecule: messenger RNA, 3929 nt
Organism: Dipodomys spectabilis (banner-tailed kangaroo rat)
Lineage: Eukaryota; Metazoa; Chordata; Mammalia; Rodentia; Heteromyidae
Gene: Syt7
Product: synaptotagmin 7
Exons: 13
Coding region: 41-2101 (686 amino acids)
Biological process (GO): cellular response to calcium ion; vesicle fusion; regulation of calcium ion-dependent exocytosis
Cellular component (GO): synaptic vesicle; synapse; axon
Molecular function (GO): clathrin binding; calcium-dependent phospholipid binding; SNARE binding
Source: RefSeq, a predicted model, not a curated record